Molecule: messenger RNA, 1923 nt
Organism: Linnemannia hyalina
Lineage: Eukaryota; Fungi; Mortierellomycota; Mortierellomycetes; Mortierellales; Mortierellaceae
Source: the annotation of a GenBank genome assembly
AUGGCUGAGACAACAAGUGUCAACGGAACUCACACAGUAGCAGAGGGGGACAAGAAGCGAAAAUCACACCCUUCGCCUCUCCCCGAAGGACCAGGAUCAAUUGCCCUCACAACAGAGCCCAAGCGGCCAAAGACUGGAGAUGCCACGGAAACCGGCAGUAGCUUGCCACAAAAGAACACAGAGGUUACUCAAGUGGAAUUCAACGACACCCUCGCCAGCAUCUUGCGCGUUGCCCAGAGCUUGGACAAGCACAACGUUUUGACGGCCGUCGUCCCAGCGAACAUCAAUGGAGAGUCUGCCGAAAUCUCUGUCGCCACCAUUCGAUCCAAACUUGGAGAUGCACAAUACACCAACGUUUUCGCGUUCAAGGAUGACUUUACCAAGAUCUGCCAGCACGCGAUUACCACCAACGCCCAAUCACCAGAAAAAAAGGAGCACGCCCAGAAGCUCCUUCAACUCGUCUCAGCUCUUGUCAGUGACAAAUCUCAUUACACCAUUCGUUCGCAUGGCAAGAAGGUCCGGUCACGGGAGGAAAGUCAGGCAGUAGCACCAGAGCGGAGUGGGAAGGUUGCGCUUUUCCAGAGAGGUCCUGAGGGCUUUGUGUUUUCGAGCAAGGCUGGCGUCAAGGAAGACAGUCUGGAGCCAGAUGUGGCCAAGUCUGUCAUUGUCCCCACAGCAUCAGCCACCAACCCACCAACACUGCACGAUAUCAACACCAAACCACGGCCUAUGCCACGUCUUACAGAUCAGGAAAAAAAGAAGACUUCUGGAGUCGAGUAUUGCAAGUACACGCCAUUCACAUCAUUUGCACCAUUCAUCGAUUCAUCCAAUGCCGAGCUGAAUGCAGAGGACACGGCUACAGCAUAUACUGCACUCCAAGCAAAAUAUGCCAACAGGUUGUCCAAGACAGCCAAGGAGACGGAGGAACAACGGACGGCAAAGACACAGCUCACCAGCAUUUUGGAUAUCGCCAAGCAAUACCAAGAUCAGGAAAAGGUCGCAGACCUGAAGGAGGCAGACUUGACCUUCCUUUCAAACGAUGGACUGGAUGUCAAGGGUUUGCUGCAGAUCGCCAAGGCUUCCAAAGCAGACCAAGAAGAUUUGUCGCCUGUGGAAGCAAUUCAGCGGAAUGCAACCUUUCUCUACGAGCUUUACAAGCUGCAGGAGGAUAGAUUCGGAUCCAAGGACCAAACGGUUGGAGCUCGCGAGAUUGAGAUUGCGGCAACAUUGCGCAACUCGUUGUUGAAUAUGGCAAAUCAAAUUGCACCUUCUAGUCUUGUUACACCGGAAGCGAUCGGAGAUGCUAUGAGGCGAAUCCCUUACAAGGACCCAUCAUUUGUCGGAGCCCUGCCAGCAACAAAGCCAUUCGCCUUCCCGUCCAACUCGACUCGCAAUGGACUUCCCCCAACCGCUACAGGAUAUCCUGUUCAUAAUCCCGUAGGCCACAAGCGGCCAUUGCCACCUACCACUAUUAUACCUUCCGUUAGCGUCUCGCCUCAUGUUAACAUGACAGGAGGUUACCCCAAUGUCCCCCAGCCAACGCAUCACGCAUAUUCUGUUCCUCAACAGCCAACACAUCAAAAGACGUACUCACGACCGCGCUCGACGACCACCACGACCAUCACAUCAUCCACAUCCGCGCCGGCAGCGCCACUGCAGGUCAGUGCCAAUGGCGACGUUACCUUCAAGAAGAACUUUCACACUCUCGUCACCGUAUCAGGAGGAACACCCUCUCACUGGAGGCGAAACGACUCACAAAUUCCGUGCGCCAACUGCGGCACUCUUGUCUCGCCUAUCUGGCGGUUGGGCGUGCGCAACGAAAAGCUGUGCAAUGCAUGCGGACAGUACAACAAGAAGUGGAAUGGGCAGCACCGCCCUGUCACCUUGUUUCCGAACACUGUAACCCCCACCUUUAGAAAGUAG